GUUUCCUCUAUGUGGGAUGAAGCAUGAAGUACACAUUUUCAUCUCCAUUUCCCUUGCCAUUUGCCAAACUCCAAGAAAACCCGUCACUGCUAAUUGUGGCUGCCACCAAAGAGAAAGAGAAAGUGAGAGAUGAGUGGGAAGAGAGUAUUGGUGGUGGGAGGCACAGGCUACUUGGGACAACAUGUAUUGCAAGGCUUUUCUCAGAUUCAUGGAGAUGGAGGAGGAGGAACAUCCUCCCAUUUCCAUCUGGCUUUCACUCAUCAUUCCACUCCUCCUCCUCCGCCUUUGCUCGAUGCAAUUCCUCAUUUGCUCGCUUAUCAUGUUGAUUUGAUAACUGGCCAAGGUUUUGAUGCCAUUACCUCCUCGUUUGGCCAGCCCGAUGUGGUAGUGAAUUGUGCUGCACUCUCCGUACCCCGUGCAUGUGAAGUUGAUCCUGCUGCUGCUAUGGCUGUUAAUGUGCCAUCUUCUCUUGUUAAAUGGUUAUUGAGCUUCGAAAACAACUCCACUCUUCUGAUCCAUUUGUCAACUGAUCAAGUUUAUGAAGGGGUAAAGUCCUUCUACAAAGAAGAAGAUGAAGCUGUUCCUGUUAAUGCUUAUGGGAAAUCGAAAGUGGCAGCAGAGCGGUUCAUUUCUGAAAAUUAUCCAAACUUUGCAAUUUUGAGAAGCAGUAUCAUCUUUGGACCCCAAACCAUUGCUCCAGUUCCAAAAUCUCUCCCAAUUCAGUGGAUUGAUGGUGUACUGUCCAAAGGAAAUACAGUAGAGUUCUUUCAUGAUGAGUUCCGUUGCCCAGUGUAUGUAAAGGAUGUUGUCUCUAUCAUAUUAGCAUUGUCAAAAAAAUGGAUAUCAGAGGGUAAGCAAAUGCGAUUGCUAUUAAAUAUGGGUGGACCGGACAGGGUAUCCCGUGUUGAAAUGGCUGAGACAGUUGCCUAUGUUAGAGGAUACAACAAGUCAUUGAUCAAAUCAGUGUCUGCCUCAUCGGUGGACCGUGGAGUAAAAUCCCCCGCUGACAUAUCUAUGGACAUUACCAAACUGGUUCAGACACUUGGUGUUUCUCCAAUUUCAUUCAAAGAUGGUGUCACAUUGACACUUAAAACUGAGGCCAAAUCUUGAUGUCUAUAAUAGAUAUUUACUUUUUUUUUUUUUUGGUUGAAUAUGGAACUAGUUGCUUCUUACUUGUUUAAAAUUGAAUGCUAUUUCAUAGAUCACAGUCACCAUAUGAUUUUUAUAGUUAAGUUCUAUGUACUCUCAAUACUUUAUGGUGAAAUUACUGACAACUCGUUUUGGUUGUUUA
Ziziphus jujuba (common jujube) is the source of this 1291-nucleotide messenger RNA. RefSeq lists its product as uncharacterized. The coding region runs from base 130 to 1110 and encodes 326 amino acids. Lineage: Eukaryota; Viridiplantae; Streptophyta; Magnoliopsida; Rosales; Rhamnaceae. The record is from RefSeq and is a predicted model, not a curated record. The transcript is spliced from 6 exons.